Molecule: messenger RNA, 693 nt
Organism: Drosophila gunungcola (fruit fly)
Lineage: Eukaryota; Metazoa; Arthropoda; Insecta; Diptera; Drosophilidae
Product: odorant receptor 33a-like
Exons: 3
Coding region: 124-636 (170 amino acids)
Biological process (GO): sensory perception of smell; detection of chemical stimulus involved in sensory perception of smell
Cellular component (GO): plasma membrane
Molecular function (GO): odorant binding; olfactory receptor activity
Source: RefSeq, a predicted model, not a curated record
CUCACUUCAGCCCCGUGACCUUUUAGUGGUCUACAAAAUAAAACGCAAAAAAAUUUAAAACCAUAUAGCGAAAGAAACACAAACCGUUUUCGGCGCAGUUCUGGACAUGUGCGACUAUUGGCAAUGCGUUUGAGUCGAAUUGGGCAUGACGAGAAAAUAUCAAAAGCGGAUAGUGCCAGGCAACUCAUCGAAGGCAUCCAGGAUCACAGGAAACUUAUGCAAAUAAUUCGACUGCUCCGCAGCACUUUAUAUCUCACACAACUUGGUCAGUUCCUUUCAACCGGAAUCAACAUUUCAAUAACGCUCGUCAACAUCCUAUUUUUGGCGGAAAACAACUUUGCUAUGACCUACUAUUAUGUGUUCUUUGCGGCCAUGUGUUUAGAGCUGCUUCCAAGUUGUUACUACGGAACUCUGAUGUCGAUGGAGUUCGAUAAAUUACCAUACGCCAUUUUCACGAGCAAUUGGAUUGGAAUGGAUAGUGGAUAUAUCCGAUCUUUGAUAAUACUAAUGGAGCUAGCGGUUGUCCCUGUGAAAAUUAAGGCUGGAGGAAUUGUUGGCAUCGACAUGAACGCUUUUUUUUCCACAGUCAAAAUGUCCUACUCGUUUUUCACCUUGGCCAUGUCAUUUAGAUUCUAAGUAAUUCAUUCCAAUUAUUGCAAGCUUCAAACAAUUAUUAUAAGUAUUUCACUUAAA